UUAGUUGGUGAGCAUCUAAGUAAAAAUGUACGCCACAAAAUGACUAAGCUAUCGCAUUUUCUUUUGAACCAACCACACUCUUUCUACCUUAUCCUUUGCUUCCUCUGGAUCCAAAAACAUACAAAGUCCCUUCCAUGCCACUGUGAACUCUACUUCAAGAACCACCACAGGAUAUAGAAAAGCCAUUCCAGCUUCACCACCAAAGAAGAGAAUGGCCAUGGCCAGUGCAGCAACUCCAGCCACAAUCACUGUUGUGGGAAGCUCCGGUGUUGGCAGCAGAAGGAGAAGGGAGAGGAGUGUGCAGUUCAUCGGAGGGAUGAAUUCUUUUGGAGGGUUGAAGGCUCAGAACAGUGUGACAUCAUUAGGGUUUCCUGUGUGCACUGAGCAGUGCUUUGCAAAGGUGGUGAGCUCAUUGAAAUAUCCAUCUAAGGGCAGAAGAGGAGGUGCUGCCUCCUCAACCUGCAAUGCUGCUGCUGAGAUUUUCCAAAUUGCUGGCAUCAUGAGUGGCCUUGUUCUUGUUGGGGUUGCUGUAGGAUUUGUGCUUCUUCGAAUUGAAGCAUAUGUGGAAGAGACUGACUUCAAUCUAAACAAGUUUCUGGAGUUGCACAUCAGGAUCACUUGUAAUAUCUCCAGAAUGAUCUUUGAAGUAUUUGGAUUUGUAAUAUGAAAAAGGUUUCCACAACAUCAUUCAUCUUGAAGCUUUUUCUGAAGAGUAUUUUGGUAUUGUGGAACAAAUCUAUAUUAUUCCUGACUUUCUAGUGGAUCAUUUUAAUGACAUUUACUAUCAGGUGGUUGAGUUUUAACGCCUUGAAUGAUGCUAGGAAUAACA
This is a messenger RNA of Vigna unguiculata (cowpea), 829 nucleotides long. RefSeq lists its product as uncharacterized. The record is from RefSeq and is a predicted model, not a curated record. Gene Ontology annotation, cellular component: cytochrome b6f complex. Lineage: Eukaryota; Viridiplantae; Streptophyta; Magnoliopsida; Fabales; Fabaceae.